Entelurus aequoreus (snake pipefish) is the source of this 1188-nucleotide messenger RNA. RefSeq lists its product as uncharacterized. The record is from RefSeq and is a predicted model, not a curated record. Gene Ontology annotation, cellular component: mitochondrion. Lineage: Eukaryota; Metazoa; Chordata; Actinopteri; Syngnathiformes; Syngnathidae. The transcript has 7 exons. Bases 349 to 1131 code for a protein of 260 amino acids. Gene Ontology annotation, biological process: regulation of mitochondrial ATP synthesis coupled proton transport; peptidyl-lysine trimethylation; positive regulation of proton-transporting ATP synthase activity, rotational mechanism. Gene Ontology annotation, molecular function: protein-lysine N-methyltransferase activity.
GAUCCUGCAGGAUGACGAGAACGUCUUACCCACAAGCAGACCUCACCUGGUGCUGUCAGCCUGCACAGGCACGCUACUCACGGGACUCUACGGAGUCUGGAGCCUCUUCACCAUGCCCGGUUUCCGCAAAGUCCCAUCAGGCUUGAAGGUUCUUAAAUGUUCCUGUUUUUUUUUGUUUUGUUUCCUUUAACUCGUGUGCUUGCAUUUUCUUUCCUAUCAAACGUUAUUGGAAUUGUGUGAUUUAGUGUCAACUUGCACGAUAACAGUCAUUUGCUUGUUUUGGAGUGUGCUCCAUGCUAGCAACAUGUGAGGGAAGAAGCCAGCGAGCAAGAAAUUACGCUGAUCGGGAUGUGCUUGUCCUUUUGUGUGGUAUGUUGCAGUUUAACGCAAUCAUCCUGCUUUGCAUUUGAUCAUGCCAGAUAUGUGAAUGCCACACCUUUGUGCCAGGACUCACUGUACAUUAUAAUCAAGUGCAUAACAGAAACAUGUGUGUGUGUCUGUACUGUGUUCCAGGUUCCCUAUUUGCCCUCCAAUAGAGAUCAGACACGGAACGUUAUGAAGCUCCUUGAGGGUCGGACAGGUUGCUUAGCAGAUCUGGGAUCAGGAGAUGGAAGACUGGUGUUUGCCGCCUCAUCUGCUGGCUUCAAGUGCACCGGGUUCGAGAUCAACGCCAUACUGCUAGCAUACGCCCGGACAAAGGCCCGAUGGACAAGAGUUCCUUCAAGCCAGGCAAAUUUUGUUAAAAAAGACUUUUGGAAGACUGAUCUCUCAAAGUACAACAACAUAACUGCUUUUCUUGCUCCAGGAGCGAUGGAAGUGCUCGGCGACAAGCUGUUGAAAGAGCUUCCUGAUGGCGCGCUUGUCGUCUCUUGUCGCUUCCAUUUCCCCAACUGGCCUCACCAGUCCACUGUCGGCUCCGGUCUGGACCAGACGUGGGCCUACAACAUCACCGAUGUGCGCAAGUCAGGACUGAGGGAAACAGAACAGGAUCAAACAUUACAGGGAGACAGAACAGGAUCGCUGACGGGUCUGCCAACUUCCGGCGCCACUUUCAAAAAAGGAAUGCAUGUGAUGAUGCCUUCAGACCGUGACGUCACAGGGGGCGGAGUCCAGACACUUGUCUUGCUAUAAAAGCUCAGCAAGUCUCUUCUGAGCUGCAAUCCUAGUGGGAGACUGACUGAGAGCGAC